AUGCCUGACGGUCGAGAUUUGGAGGUUAAGCUUGAACAAGAAGAAACAGUUCCUUCUUGGGAUGACGAGGAUCAGAGAGUGGAUGCAGACUUCCGUAGUGUGGCGGGGAAGUUGCAGCUACCCAAGUUGGUCAGAGAACCUGGUCUAUCUUCUGGGGCUAGGAUCAAUGGAAGGAACGUCCGCCAAACACGGAGCAACGACCGGCGGGGGCCGGAUGCCGGUCUUGUGCAGCUGCAUGCAUAUACAUACCUACAACACGGCCAGUCUGUACAGCAAAGUGCAGACAAAAAGAAUCCAGACGCUAAAAUACGGCAACAGGGUACGGUACAGGGUGCGUGUUGGGACGGGAGUGAAACCGACAAAUGGAGUAGCCAUCGUGGCGAGUCAUUUACCAAUAAUUUCAACAAUAGAGCCUCAAACAUAAACAUGAACUCAGCAUGUCGAGUCCCAAUGAACGAUCUAACUAUUAUGCGUUCUUCACCGAUAGAUGCGCAUGGAAUGCAUGUGAUUCAGACAUGCGAGGCGUAG
This is a messenger RNA of Fusarium proliferatum ET1, 528 nucleotides long. RefSeq lists its product as uncharacterized. NCBI's taxonomy places the organism in Eukaryota, Fungi, Ascomycota, Sordariomycetes, Hypocreales, Nectriaceae. The transcript has 2 exons. The record is from RefSeq and is a predicted model, not a curated record. Bases 1 to 528 code for a protein of 175 amino acids.